AUGGAAAAAAUGAAGGAAUCACUCUCUGAAAAACUUCAUCGCCAGCUAAAUUUCUUGUCGGAACAAACCAGAGAAUUAUAUUGUGGCGUAGACGAAUUGGACCAUGCUGAAAUUGAAGAGCUCAAUGGAUUUCCAAGUUAUGAAGAUGAGGAUGAAAUUCUGAAUUUUAUUCAACAUUAUGUGAACAUGAAUAAGCCUGUGAUAUUUCGGAAUGCUAUUUGUGAUUGGCCUGCAUUCAAUAAGUGGAAUGUUGAAUAUUUCAAGCAGGUUAUUGGAGAACGAGAAAUCUCAGUGGCAUGUACACCCAAUGGAAAAGCUGAUGCAGUUCAUGAUGGCAAGUUUAUAAAACCAAUGGAAUUGAAAAUGAAGUUUUCAAAGUUUAUUAAGCUUUUGCAAAAUAAGAGAAGGCUACUGAAAGAAGACAUUUCACCAAAAGAUGCCAUGGAGGAAGAUUUGAAUGGAAUGAACUCAAUGAAUUCAAUAUUUUACGCCCAGCAUCAAAAUUCCAGUUUAACCAAGGAAUUCCCAUUUCUUAUGGAAGACGUACCUGAACACUUGGGAUUUGCUGUACGGUCGUUCAACAAUUUACCUGAUGCUGUAAAUCUGUGGAUUGGUGAUUCACAAAGCACUAGCUCUCUCCAUAAAGAUCCAUACGAAAAUAUUUAUUGUGUGAUUGCUGGAAAGAAAAUUUUCACCUUAUACCCACCGACAGAUGUUAUCAACGUACCCUACAAAAAUUAUCAAGAAGCUCAAUAUAAAUUCGAUUUUGACAAGAAAGAGUGGAAAAUUGAAGAUGAAAGCACUCAGGUUCCAUGGAUUGACAUAGAUCCAGACAAGGAGACACGAGAAGAUAUUGAAAAGAAAUAUCCAAGGUACGAACAUGCCACUCCCUUCAAAGUCGAGAUAGGACCCGGUGAUGCUCUCUAUUUACCAGCUCUCUGGCUGCAUCAAGUUGCUCAAGAACACAACGAAGAGGGUGUUGUUAUUGCUGUCAACUAUUGGCAUGACAUGCAGUAUGGCCCUCUUUUCAAUUUUAAUCAAUUUUUGUGUAAUUUACAUUCUGAAAAUCUUUUAUAA
Naegleria lovaniensis is the source of this 1077-nucleotide messenger RNA. RefSeq lists its product as uncharacterized. NCBI's taxonomy places the organism in Eukaryota, Heterolobosea, Eutetramitea, Acrasida, Naegleriidae. Gene Ontology annotation, molecular function: 2-oxoglutarate-dependent dioxygenase activity. The record is from RefSeq and is a predicted model, not a curated record. The transcript is spliced from 3 exons. The coding region runs from base 1 to 1077 and encodes 358 amino acids.